AUGUUCAUUCUAACGAAAAUAAGUGACUUGGUUAGAAUCCCGCCAGAUCAGUUUCAUAGAGACACAGCGUCAGCGAUCAACCAUCAAUUGAACAAUAAAUAUGCAAAUAAAGUGAUUCCACAUGUUGGGCUUUGUAUAACAGUAUAUGAUCUGUUAGCUGCAGACGAAGGCCAGUUAAAACCAGGCGAUGGUGCUUCGUACAUCAAUGUUACAUUUCGCGCACUGGUAUUUAAGCCUCUUGUUGGAGAGAUUGUGACCGGGUGGAUAUCACAAUGUACUGUGGAAGGGAUUAAAGUUUCGUUGCUAGGUCUUUUCGAUGACAUAUUUAUUCCCGAAAACAUGCUUUUUGAAGGAUGCUACUUCUCUGUAGAUGAUAAUGCGUGGGUAUGGCCUAUGGAUUCUGAUACAAAGCUAUAUUUUGAUAUAAAUGAGAAAAUUAGGUUUAGGAUAGAACAAGAGGUUUUUGUUGAUGUCAAACCCAAAUCUCCAAAGGAAAGAGAGAUCGAGGAACAAUUGAGGGAAAAGGAAGAGUUGAUUGCUGCGGAGCAGCGAAAGCUCCAAGUACCGCCAACUUAUGCACUUUUGGGAAGUUGUCAGACAGAUGGUAUGGGGCUGGUAAGCUGGUGGGAAUAA
Molecule: messenger RNA, 633 nt
Organism: Eremothecium cymbalariae DBVPG#7215
Lineage: Eukaryota; Fungi; Ascomycota; Saccharomycetes; Saccharomycetales; Saccharomycetaceae
Gene: RPC25
Product: DNA-directed RNA polymerase III subunit RPC25
Exons: 1
Coding region: 1-633 (210 amino acids)
Biological process (GO): transcription initiation at RNA polymerase III promoter; DNA-templated transcription
Cellular component (GO): RNA polymerase III complex
Molecular function (GO): DNA binding; DNA-directed RNA polymerase activity
Source: RefSeq, a predicted model, not a curated record